UAUUUGGCAAUGACAAUAUUGUGGGAACUCAUGGGAAAGUUGCCUCUCCCUUAUGGCCUGGAAAUUACCCUCACAACUCUGAUUACCAAUGGAUAGUAAAUGUGAAUGCCUCUCAAGUUGUCCAUGGUAGGAUCUUGGAGAUGGACAUUGAAUCAACACACAACUGCUAUUAUGAUAAAUUAAGGAUUUAUGAUGGCGCUGGCAUUCAUUCUCGCCCCAUUGGAACGUACUGUGGUGCUCAGACUGACUCUUUUAGCUCCACAGGAAGUUCUUUGACAUUUCAGUUUUCUUCUGACUCUUCAGUCUCAGGGAAAGGAUUCCUUCUAGAGUGGUUUGCAGUGAAUGCUGCUAUUUAUGAUGGCGCUGGCAUUCAUUCUCGCCCCAUUGGAACGUACUGUGGUGCUCAGACUGACUCUUUUAGCUCCACAGGAAGUUCUUUGACAUUUCAGUUUUCUUCUGACUCUUCAGUCUCAGGGAAAGGAUUCCUUCUAGAGUGGUUUGCAGUGAAUGCUGCUGUUGGACCCUUACCUACCAUUGCUACAGGUGCCUGUGGUGGGUUCCUGAGGACAGGAGAGGCGCCAGCCUUUCUUUUCUCCCCAGGCUGGCCCCAAAACUACGGGAACAGGGCUGACUGUGUGUGGCUUAUCCAGGCUCCUGACUCCACUGUGGAACUCAACAUCCUCUCCCUGGACAUCGAAUCUCAUGGAACAUGCAACUAUGAUAAACUUGUGAUACGAGAUGGAGACAAUAACAUGGCCCAGCAGCUGGCAGUUCUCUGUGGCAGAGAGAUCCCGGGACCCAUCCGGUCCACUGGAGAGUACAUGUGGCUCCGGUUCACCUCGGACUUCAGUGUGACCAGGGCGGGCUUCAAUGCCUCCUUUCACAAGAGUUGUGGUGGAUAUUUGCAUGCAAACAGAGGAAUUAUCACAUCACCCAACUAUCCGGAGACCUACCCUCCCAACCUCAACUGCUCUUGGCACGUCCUGGUUCAGAGUGGCCUGACCAUCGCUGUCCAUUUUGAGCAGCCCUUCCAGAUUGCAAAUGGGGACUCUUCUUGUAACGAGGGGGACUACCUGGGGCUAAAAAAUGGACCUGACAUCUCUUCUCCACCCAUGGGACCUCAUGGAGGAAAUGGUCAUUUUUGUGGCAGUCGCCCUUCAUCCACUCUGUUCACCUCAGAUAAUCAAAUGUUCGUUCAGUUCAUUUCUGAUAAUAGUAAUGGAGGGCAAGGAUUUAAGAUCAAAUAUGAGGCAAAGAGUUUAGCCUGCGGGGGUAAUAUCUACAUCCAUGAUGUGGAUUCUGUUGGCUACGUGACCUCGCCCAACCACCCGGACAAUUAUCCGCAGCACGCUGAUUGCAUUUGGCUCAUAGCUGCUCCUCCUGGAAAGCUCAUAAGGCUACAGUUUGAAGAUCAAUUCAAUAUUGAAGUAACACCCAACUGUACAUCCAAUUAUCUUGAGUUGCGAGAUGGAGCUGAUUCAAAUGCACCAAUAAUUUCCAAGUUGUGUGGUACCUCUUUGCCCAGAAGUCAGUUGUCCUCAGGAGAGGUGAUAUAUUUGAGAUUCCGGUCUGACAACGACUCCACUCGUGUGGGAUUCAAGGCCAAGUAUUCUAUAGCCCGGUGUGGGGGAACAUUGACAGGGCAAAGUGGUGUCAUCCAAAGCAUCGGAUACCCAACACUUGCAUAUUCAGACGAUUUAUUAUGUGAGUGGCAUCUCAGGGGUCCCUCAGGACACUAUCUCACCAUCCAUUUUGAAGACUUUAACCUUCAGAAUUCCUCUGGCUGUGAAAAAGACUUUGUUGAGAUCUGGGAAAACCAUACCUCUGGAAAUUUACUGGGCAGAUACUGUGGAAACAUCAUUCCUGACAGCGUGGACACUUCUAGCAAUGUUGCUUUGGUCCGGUUUGUCACAGAUGACUCUCUUACUGCCCCAGGAUUCAGACUGCGGUUUGAAUCCAGUCUGGAAGAAUGUGGUGGAGAUCUACAGGGCCCUACUGGAACAUUUACUUCUCCCAACUACCCUAACCCAAAUCCUCACGGCCGGAUCUGUGAGUGGAGAAUCACUGUGCAGGAAGGAAGGCAGGUCACACUAACUUUUAACAACCUGAGGCUGGAAGCUCAUCAGUUCUGCAACAGCGAGCGUGUGACAGUGUUCAAUGGCAUUAGAAGUAACUCACCCGUGCUCGGGAAGCUAUGUAGCAGUGUGAAUAUAAGUGAUGAGAUCAAAUCUUCAGGAAAUACAAUGAAAGUCAUUUAUUUCACCGAUGGGUCCAGGCCAUAUGGAGGCUUCAGUGCUUCCUACACAUCCAGUGAAGAUGCAGUGUGUGGUGGGGCCCUUACCAACUCCCUGGAAGGAAACUUUACUUCUCCUGGCUAUAAUGGAGUCAGCAAUUAUUCAAGAAACCUGAACUGUGAAUGGACUCUCAGCAAUCCAACUCAGGGAAAUUCAUCCAUUUACAUUCAUUUUGAGAGUUUUUACCUAGAAAGUCACCAAGACUGUCAGUUUGAUGUCCUAGAGUUCCGAGUGGGUAAUGCUGAUGGGCCUCUGAUAUGGAGACUUUGUGGACCUGUAGCAUCUACAGUGCCAUUGGUUAUACCUUAUUCUCAGGUAUGGAUACACUUUGUCACCAAUGAACGUGUUGAACAUACUGGAUUCCAUGCAGAGUAUUUCUUUACAGACUGCGGUGGAAUACAAACAGGUGAGAGUGGAGUGAUCGCAAGCCCCAACUAUCCAGCUUCGUAUGACAGCUUGACCCACUGUGCUUGGUUGUUGGAAGUCCCACAAGGUGACACCAUCACUCUUACGUUUAGUGACUUUGACAUUGAAAGCCAUAGCACCUGUGCUUGGGACUCUGUCACUGUCAGGAAUGGUGGUUCUCCCGGAUCGCCCAUCAUAGGACACUACUGUGGAAUGUCAAGCCCCAGUCCAAUCCAGUCUGGCUCUAACCAGCUGGUGGUGAUUUUCAAUUCAGACCAUUCGGUGCAAAAUGGUGGAUUUUAUGCUACAUGGAGCAUGCACACUUUAGGCUGUGGUGGAAUACUUCACUCAGACAACGGUACAAUCAGAUCCCCUCACUGGCCUCAGAAUUUUCCUGAGAACAGCAGAUGUUCCUGGACAGUCAUUACUCACGAAAGUAAUCACUUGGAAAUCAGCUUUGACAAUAACUUCCUAAUCCCCAGUGGUGAUGGACAGUGUCAUUACAGCUUUGUGAAGGUGUGGGCAGGAACUGAGGAGAUGGACACAGCCCUGUUAGCCACGAGCUGUGGGAAUGUGGCUCCCAGUGCCAUCAUCACUCCAAGAAAUGCAUUCACGGCCGUGUUCCAGUCUCAGGAGGCCCCAGCCCCGGGCUUCUCUGCCACCUUUGUAAGCCGAUGUGGAAGCAAUUUCACUAAACCUUCAGGCUACAUUAUUUCUCCAAACUACCCGAAGCAAUAUGACAACAACAUGAAUUGCACUUAUUUCAUAGAAGCUAAUCCUCUGUCUGUGGUCUCCUUGACUUUUGUGUCUUUCCAUUUGGAAGCUCGCUCAGCCGUAACGGGAAGCUGUGACAAUGACGGCCUGCACAUUAUCAGGGGCCACAGCGUAGCCUCCACACCUUUUGCUACCGUGUGUGGUGAUGAGGUCCUGUCUCGUAUUACCAUCUCUGGUCCAGUGCUGCUUAACUUCUACUCUAAUUCGCACACCACCGACUUCGGAUUUAAGCUUUCCUACCAGAUAACCUCCUGUGGUGGUGUGUUCAACUUCUCCACUGGAAUCAUCAAAAGCCCUGCCUAUUCAUACUCAGACUACCCUAACAACAUGUACUGCUUGUAUAACAUCACUGUGAGAGACAACAAAGUGAUUCUGCUCAAGUUCACUGAUUUUGAUGUGGCUCUCUCCACCUCCUGCUCCCAAGACUACCUGGCAAUUUAUGAUGGUUACAACAUCAGUGAUCCUCCUCUUGGCAAAUUCUGUGGUUCUAAGCUUCCACCAAAUGUUAAGAGCAGUAAUAACAGUAUGCUCCUGGUGUUCAAGACAGAUGCAUUUCAAACAGCAAGAGGUUGGGUGAUAACUUUCCGGCAGACACUGGGGCCUCAACAAGGAUGUGGUGGCUAUCUGACAGGCUCCAAUAGCACCUUUGCCUCUCCUGAUUCUGAUGCAAAUGGAAGAUAUGACAAGAAUUUAAACUGCAUAUGGUUCAUAAUUGCCCCUGUAAACAAACUCAUUAAACUCACCUUCAAUACAUUUGCUCUGGAGUCAGCAUCUACUUUGCAAAGAUGCAUUUAUGACUAUGUAAAGUUAUAUGAUGGGGAGAGUGAAAAUGCCAAGCUGGCCGGAACAUUCUGUGGUUCCACUGUACCCGCUCCCUUUGUCUCUUCUGGGAACUUCCUGACAGUUCAAUUUGUCAGUGACAUAAGUUUAGAAAGGGAAGGAUUUAAUGCCACAUAUACCUUCAUCAACAUGACUUGUGGUGGAACAUAUAAUGCAACUUGGACCCCACAAAAUAUUUCCUCACCCAAUGCAUCAAACCCAGAUGUCCCACUUUCCACCUGCACGUGGGUCUUCGAAGCUCCUCCGCAUCAGCAGGUCGAGAUAACCGUGUGGGCAUUCCAGCUGCAGUCUCGGGACUGCCACCAGAAUUACUUGGAGUUUCAGGACACACCGGAGAGUAGUGGAAAUGCAAGAAUUCACUUCUGUGGCAGAAAUGCAACAGCUGUACCAACGUUUUAUUCUUCUAUGAGCACUGCCAUUGUCAUUUUCAAGUCCGAAGCUUUUAAUGACAACUCUAGAGUGAGUUUUACCUAUCAGAUUGCAGGUUGUAACAGAAACUAUAAAAAGGUGUUUGGCAAUCUGAAGAGCCCCGGAUGGCCUGCUAAUUAUAACAGUGACAUGGAUUGCACUGUUACUCUCACAGCCCCACAGAACUACUCUAUUUCCCUCUUCUUCCACUCCUUUGGCAUCGAGGACUCAAGUGAAUGCAGACAUGACUUCUUGGAGGUAAGAAAUGGAAGUGAUAGCAGUUCGCCAUUACUCGGCACAUAUUGCGGAACUCUGUUGCCAAAUCCUAUCUUCUCUCAAAAUAAUGAACUGUACCUGCGAUUUAAGAGUGAUAGUGCAACUUCCAGUCGUGGAUAUGAAAUUAUCUGGACCUCAUCCCCCUCUGGCUGUGGUGGAACUCUUUAUGGCGACCAUGGCUCCUUCACCAGCCCCGGCUAUCCGGGCACUUACCCAAACCACACUCACUGUGAAUGGGCCAUCACCGCUCCUGCUGGAAGACUUGUCACCGUCAACUUUUACUUCAUCAGCAUUGACGAUCCUGGAGACUGUGUCCAGAACUAUCUUAUACUCUAUGAUGGACCAGAUGUUAAUUCUCCAUCCUCUGGACCAUAUUGUGGCACAGACACUAACAUAGCUCCCUUUGUGGCCUCCUCACAUCGGGUCUUCGUAGAAUUUCAUGCAGAAUAUGCAGUGCGCCCGUCAGCAAUACAGUUAACCUGGGACAGCUGAGGGCGCCACACUGAUUCAGCCCUGUGGCUCAUCUGCAGGAGCCUCAGACAUCGCCCUGGACAGAGUUCUGCCAUCCUGAGCUGUGACCCUGCCUCUGCCACUGAGAGUAACUUUAACACUUGUUUUUCACCAAAGAAUGUGGGGAAUCAAUAUUUGUACAUUUUUAAAAACGUAGAACAUAGCUUCUUUAAUUUUGGCUGUGCUCGUCAUCCUUAAUGCUAAUAUUUGAGCUGAAAUUUUCUAAAAUUCCCUAAAGAGUUGGAAAUGAUUA
Molecule: messenger RNA, 5760 nt
Organism: Myotis brandtii (Brandt's bat)
Lineage: Eukaryota; Metazoa; Chordata; Mammalia; Chiroptera; Vespertilionidae
Product: cubilin
Exons: 31
Source: RefSeq, a predicted model, not a curated record